Populus euphratica (Euphrates poplar) is the source of this 1548-nucleotide messenger RNA. RefSeq lists its product as uncharacterized. The record is from RefSeq and is a predicted model, not a curated record. The transcript has 4 exons. Bases 487 to 1041 code for a protein of 184 amino acids. Lineage: Eukaryota; Viridiplantae; Streptophyta; Magnoliopsida; Malpighiales; Salicaceae.
UGGUAAAGUUUUUUCAACUCCUUCCGCAUUUCUACUUGGCAAUUAAAGACUCCGCCUGUCAAAUGCCGUCGGAAGACUAAACCCGGUGACCUCCCAACGAUUCUCUCUCCGCUUGCAGGAUGGGAAAUGAUGCCAAGGCUAGUUGUAAGGGUAAGGAUGAGGAAAGUAAUGAUAUAAAAGGGAGAAACAUUGGUAACAGAUCAUCAAGCAGUUUGGGUGCUGCUAAUGAUACUUGUGGUCUAAGAAAGUCAGCUAGACAAACAUCAUUGAAGAAAAACUUGACUCCAAGCCCUUCAAGUAGUAGAAAGUCUGAACGUAUUGAGAAGCAGACCCCCCUACAAUUCCUCCUGUUACGAGGAAAUCUGAGAGAUUGGUUGAGAAACAAAGUUUACCGACUUCUUCUAGAAGCCUGAGAAGGGUAAGAAUCAGUUGUCAUCUAGUUCUUCUGGUUCAACGAAGUGUGGUAAAAGCUCGGGUUCGUUAAUUAUGAAGGAAAAGCACAAGAAAGAGAAGAGUGUGAAACAACUUGAAACUGAAGAAGUUGGAAACAUUGACAAAUCUGUUAUCAAAACUGUCCUGGUUGGAAUUAAGAGAAUGGAUGCUCGUGCUUACAGGGAGCUGUUCAAACAGAAACAAAAGAAAGCUAGACUGGAAGGUAGUCAAGAUCUGAUAGUAAAUAGGACACCUGGGGUUGAUACUGAGGUGAAGAGUGGUUGCAAAGUGAUGUCUUCUAAACAAAAAAGAAGUAUUGACAACUUGAAUUUUGAUGCUACUGAAAUGGUUUCAAAUGAAGAUGGCGAUGCAGCUCCAUAUGAGUGCGGCAGAACUGAUUCUGUGGAUUCAUGUUCCAAAAGGCAAAGGUUGAAGAAGCGCAAUAAAGUGUCCAACAAAAGCACUGAUUCGCCUUCUCUGAAAGCUGCUUCAAUAGGAACUUCUGGAGCUCCAGUGCAUAAGAUGUCUCAAGUCAUGCCAAGUUCAAUUAAUCACUUGUUCAUGAAUGCUGCAGUAGGUUCUUUGAUGUGGUGUAUUGGGUCUGCCUAAUAGCCAAUAAAGAAAAUAGCUCUGAAGAUAUCGGAACAACUGAAAAGAGAAGCAAAUUAUUGAUAAGAAGCUGGGGAUAAUGUUGAAACUCAAAUACACUCUUACAACGGCAAUUUUCAACAAAAAGCAGGAACUGCGCAAAUCCACUGGAAGGAAUGGAGGUUCGGUUUUGUCAACAUGAAAUCCAACCUAAUGCAAACAGAUCUCAUACAAUCUUUGAAUGGGCGUUGGUUUGACUCCUACAAGCUGCGGGCGAAUCUUCAGCGUUUCGGCAGGCAGCGUCGUGAGCAAAAGAAAGACAAAGUGUGACACUCCAAUCUGCUCGUUGCUCCCCUGUUCCGAUUAGAAACAGAGAUUCAAGAAACUAUGCUACUGUAUGAGCAAAUGAACAGUUUUUACUAUGUGGAUUUGUGAUUAAACUACAAUGCUAAAUACACCAACUCUGUGGAUUUGUGAUUAAACUUGGAAAACAACUACAGUACGAAAAAAGCCAUAUGUGGAUUUGUG